Messenger RNA from Heterocephalus glaber (naked mole-rat), 6469 nucleotides. RefSeq names its product SMG6 nonsense mediated mRNA decay factor (gene Smg6). Gene Ontology annotation, molecular function: telomerase RNA binding; protein binding; telomeric repeat DNA binding. The record is from RefSeq and is a predicted model, not a curated record. Lineage: Eukaryota; Metazoa; Chordata; Mammalia; Rodentia; Bathyergidae. Gene Ontology annotation, biological process: nuclear-transcribed mRNA catabolic process, nonsense-mediated decay. Gene Ontology annotation, cellular component: telomerase holoenzyme complex.
GCCUCCCGUCCGUCCGUCGCGGUUUCCUGGCUGCGCGCGGCGGUGGCGAAGUCGCUGCAGCUGUAGCAACAGCCUUGAAGAUGGCGGAGGGGUUGGAGCGUGUGCGGAUCUCUGCGUCGGAACUGCGAGGGAUCCUGGCCACUCUGGCUCCGCAGGCCGGGAGCAGAGAAAACAUGAAGGAAUUAAAGGAGCCCAGGCAGCGCAAAGAUAACAGGCGCCCAGAUCUGGAAAUUUAUAAGCCUGGUCUUUCUCGACUAAGGAACAGACCUAAAAUCAAGGAACCCUCUGGGGGUGAGGAAUUUAAGGAUGAACUUGUUAAUGACAGAGAUUCUUCUGCUGUUGGAAAUGGUACACAGCUCAUUAAAGAUGCCUGCAAGGAACUGGACAACCAACAGCAAAAUGGCCCUGUAGACCUAGAAAACAAUCAAGGACAGGAAACCUUUCAUAGGACUGCUGGACAAGAGGAUCAAAGUCUAAGAAUCAUCAAAAGAACAAAGAAACCAGACCUGCAGAUCUAUCAGCCAGGACGGCGUAUGCAGACUGUUAACAAAGAGUCAGCUAGCCGGGUGGAUGAGGAAGAGAUCCUUAACCAGGUAGAACACCUGAGAGUAGCAGAAGAUGAGUGUAGGGGAAAACUUGUGAAAGAGGAAGUUGUGAAUAAACCAGACAAAACUCAGACAGAAAAGAGCCAAAAUAGUGACAGAAUAAGGACUUCAAAGGGAGAAAAAGGAAAAAGGGUUAAAAGGGGGGAGGGGACAAAGAAAGUGAAUGAUGACAUGACCCAGGGAAAGCUAGGUUCUGCAAAACGCUACUCACGCUCAGACAAGCGAAGGAACCGCUACCGAACUUGCAGUACCAGCUCAGCUGGUAGUAACAACAGUGCUGAGGGAGCUGGUCUGACUGAUAAUGGGUGCCGCCGCCGCAGGCAGGAUCGGACCAAAGAGAGGCCACGACUGAAAAAGCAAGUAUCUCUAUCCUCAACUGAUUCCCUAGAUGAUGACAAAAUUGAUGAGCCUGAUGAAUUGGGGCCCAGGAGGAGCUCAGAAAGGAGGAAACAUUCAGAAAGAAAUUGGUCUGCCCAUGGGGAGGGUGAGCAGAAAAGCAAUGGUAAAGAAAAUCGAGGCACUCUUCGUGUCACUUUUGAAGAAAAUGCAGAAACCAUGAACAAAGACUCCCCCAAGAUGAGGUCAGCCAGAAAAGAUGUGGAUAGGAUAAAGCCUGACAAAAGCCUGAGCAAUGAGGGCAGAGGCUCUGAGAAGCAGGAGUCCAAAAACCUGAAACAAGAACUUCGGGGUCAGGGUCGUGGCAUUCUGAUUCUGCCUGCCCAUACUGCCCUAUCUGUCAAUUCAGCAGGUUCUCCAGAAUCUACACCUUUGGGACCUCGGCUUUUAUUUGGAUCUGGUAGUAAGGGAUCUCGGAGUUGGGGCCGUGGAGGCACCACCCGCCGACUGUGGGACCCAAAUAAUCCUGAUCAGAAACCUGCUCUAAAGAGCCAGACACCCCAGCUACAUUUCUUGGACACUGAUGAUGAAGUCAGUCCUACAUCUUGGGGUGACUCACGUCAGGCCCAAACAUCUUACUAUAAAUUUCAAAACUCUGACAACCCUUAUUACCCCCGGACACCAGGUCCUGCCUCCCAGUAUCCCUAUACAGGCUAUAGCCCUCUCCAGUACCCAGCGGGCCCUACAAAUGGUGUGUACCCAGCGCCUUACUACCCAGGCUACCCAACUCCACCAGGACAAUAUGUAUGUAGCCUGCUCCCUGCCAGCGCUAUGAGUCCUGAGGAGGUAGAGCAGCAUGUGAGGAACAUGCAGCAACAAGAGUUACAUAGGCUUCUUCGGGUGGCUGACAACCAGGAACUACAGCUCAGCAACCUGCUUUCCAGGGACCACAUCAGUACUGAGGGCAUGGAGAAGAUGGCUCAACUCAGAGCUGAACUGCUGCAGUUGUAUGAACGUUGUAUUCUAUUAGAUAUUGAGUUCUCUGAUAAUCAGAAUGUGGAUCAGAUCCUGUGGAAGAAUGCUUUCUAUCAGGUGAUUGAGAAGUUCAGGCAGCUUCUCAAGGAUCCAAAUGUUGACAACCCAGAACAGAUUCGAAACAGACUUUUGGAGCUCUUGGAUGAGGGUAGCAACUUCUUUGAUAGUUUGCUUCAGAAGCUGCAGGUUACUUACAAGUUCAAACUGGAAGACUACAUGGACGGUCUUGCCAUUCGUAGCAAGCCAUUACGCAAGACAGUAAAAUAUGCCUUGAUCAGUGCCCAGAGAUGUAUGAUUUGCCAAGGAGAUAUCGCACGGUAUAGAGAGCAAGCCAAUGACACAGCAAACUAUGGGAAAGCACGCAGUUGGUACUUGAAGGCACAACACAUUGCUCCCAAGAAUGGACGCCCCUACAACCAGUUGGCUUUGCUGGCAGUGUAUACGAGGAGGAAGCUUGAUGCUGUAUAUUACUAUCUGCGCAGUUUAGCUGCCAGCAACCCUAUCCUGACUGCCAAGGAGAGUCUCAUGAGCUUGUUUGAAGAGACCAAACGAAAGGCAGAACAAAUGGAGAAGAAACAACAAGAGGAGUUUGAACUAAAUCCUGACCAGUGGCGAAAAGGAAAGAAGUCUACCUUCCGGCAUGUUGGAGAUGACACCACUCGUUUGGAGAUCUGGAUUCAUCCAUCCCAUCCCCGGUCUUCCCAGGGAACUGAGUCUGGGAAGGAUUCUGAGCAGGAGAAUGGUCUGGGCAGCCUGAGCGCUAGUGACCUGAACAAAAGGUUCAUCCUCAGUUUUCUCCAUGCCCAUGGGAAGCUGUUUACCCGGAUUGGGAUGGAGACAUUCCCUUCAGUGGCUGAGAAGGUCCUCAAGGAGUUCCAGGUGUUGCUGCAACAUAGCCCAUCUCCUAUUGGAAGUACCCGUAUGCUGCAGCUUAUGACUAUCAACAUGUUCGCCAUACAUAAUUCCCAGUUGAAAGACUGCUUUUCAGAGGAGUGUCGCUCUGUGAUCCAGGAGCAAGCUGCAGCCCUCGGCCUUGCCAUGUUUUCUCUCCUGGUGCGGCGCUGCACCUGCCUACUUAAGGAGUCUGCCAAAGCUCAGCAGUCCUCUCCUGAGGACCAGGAUGACCAAGAUGACAUCAGGGUGUCUUCCUUCAUCCCAGACCUGAAGGAACUGCUCCCCAGUGUGAAAGUAUGGUCAGACUGGAUGCUCGGCUACCCGAACACCUGGAAUCCUCCACCCACAUCUCUGGAUCUGCCCUCACAGGUUGCUGUGGAUGUAUGGUCGACGCUGGCUGAUUUUUGUAACAUACUGACUGCAGUGAAUCAGUCUGAGGUGCCACUGUACAAGGACCCGGACGAUGACCUCACCCUUCUUAUCCUGGAAGAGGAUCGGCUUCUCUCAGGCUUUGUCCCCUUGCUAGCUGCCCCACAGGACCCCUGCUACGUGGAGAAAACCUCGGAUAAGGUUAUUGCAGCCGACUGCAAAAGGGUCACAGUGCUGAAGUAUUUUCUGGAAGCCCUUUGUGGACAAGAAGAGCCUCUGCUGGCAUUCAAGGGUGGAAAAUAUGUGUCAGUGGCACCCGUCCCAGACACCAUGGGAAAGGAAAUGGGAAGCCAAGAGGGAAAACAACUGGAAGAUGAGGAAGAAGACGUGGUGAUUGAAGACUUUGAGGAAGAUUCAGAGGGUGAAGGCAGCGGAGGCGAGGAUGACAUCAGGGAACUUCGGGCCAAGAAGUUGGCUCUAGCCAGGAAGAUAGCCGAGCAGCAGCGUCGCCAAGAAAAGAUCCAGUGCACCACUGAGAAAGAGCCGGAAAUAUGAAUGUCCGUAGAAGAGUACCUGGGGACUCUCAAGCCCUCUUUGGUCUGCCAUUCUUUUUAAGGGAACUGAGCCUGUCUCAUGACCCAGGUAUGACUUUCCCCAAGACCUACUUGUACCCCAGAAGAGGAGGUACAGCUUCAUCUAACCUCCUGAGAUUCUGUGAGGGCAUGUGGAGAACAGGAAGCAGUUGUGUGGUGACUCACUGGGCAGAGCCAGGUUAAGGGAAGUUGUCUGCAGGCAUCCCUUGGACCGGAUGAGGGCAGCAGCCUAGCUUCCACCACCCACACACAGCUUGACCCUACCCCAUCCCCAGGGAAGCCAGCAAGGUUGCCACCUUCCUAAGAGUCCCUGGCCAGUUCACCUUUCUGGCCACAAGCCAAAGUCUCAAGAACCCAGAGAAGUUAAAGCUUCCUUAGACUCUGCUCCUAGAUUUUACUUCUGUCCUGUCAUAAGAACACCCAAGUAGUCUUACUUUGCCCCAGCUGCCUGGUUUUAACAGCCCUCCUGCCUACUGCCAGCAUAAAGGUAGGGCGAUAGAAAAUUUUAGGAGCUGUUUACACAGGGCAAAAAAUGGCAGCCAGUUCCACUUCUUUCAUGGAGUCGAACCAGGGCUGUUGUGUCAUGUCUCAAUGCAGGAAUACAGAUGUGAGAAUAAUGGCAAGUACUGAGCAAAGUUAGGAUGUCAGUCCUUGUCACUACAGAUGUCAGUGUCCUCCAUCCUCCUCAAAACAGAUGGUAAUGCUUAUUCUGUCCCCUUACCCAGAAAAACAGAUUUAGGACCUAGGGAGGCAGAAAAUGUCCUAGCAGCAGAAAAGCAAUACAGUGAACGGAAGCCUGGGGAAAAAAAAAGGAGGAGGAAUGUUAAUGCUUCUCUGAAAGAAGGGCAAUGAGUUGGUCACUAAACCUGAGCAGGAUCAUUUCCUGUUCUUCUGAACUGCCCAAGCCAAGAUUGGUGGAGUGUGUGUCACCCUCUCCUUGGCAGCCCUCUGGGGAGGGGAGUUGACCCGAGUCCCUUGGGAAGGUGGCCUACAGCAAUGGUACUUUCCCCUCAUGGCGUGAGAUCAGUAGGAAGACUUCAGCAGACUUCAGCAGCAUUUCUCAUGCUACCAGAGUCCCUUGGUCUAUGCCUUCUACAGCUGUGGUGGCAGUGGCAGUAAGUUUACUCAUAGGGAAAGGUCCCUGGCAGGUCACAGAGGAGCCACCCCCAUCAUUUGAAGACAUGCCCUUUCAGUUUUACUGUCACUGUCAGUGAAGCCUGAGCAGCCUCCUCGCUGACUGUUUAUGGGCACACCCGGCACCGUGGGCCCCAACUCAGUUGGCACGCACAUAUAUUCUCCCAGCACCAUACCCAAAUCUGUGUCCAUGUAUUUGUGUGGCAGAAGGCCAUGAGAGGGCAUGAGGGUGCUGGCUCCUGCUAGCCUUCCCUGCCAGGUUUAUGUUGGUCCCCAUGGAUUUUACUCAGGGAGCACAGCUGUCUUGGCAGGUACCAGAUCAGUUUGCUUCUUGCCCAUGAUCCUCAGAAGAAACCUGUUGUGUAGUGACAGAUAUACCCAGAACCUAACCCAAUAGCCUAUUGCUGCACAUGUAAGACUGUCAGAUGUGAGAACAUUGGGCUUUCACAGAUGUGCAUGGAGCUUCCCUGAGAGAUGUGACAGCUAUGGAACAGAAAGCCCUGGGCCCUGUAUUUUCUGAGGGCUGAGGAGUGGUGCACAGACCAUUGGUGCCACGUGCAAUGAUUUUAAGUGGUACCUGUGAGACACUUUUUUAUUAUGGCAAUUCAGCUUGCACUGGUAAACAUAUGAGUAGGGUAUCAAUUCCCCGAUAUCAAUGCUGAAAAAGGCUAAGGAACUUAAAGUCAAUAUAAAGAAAGACAUGAAGUCAAUGAUAGUAUCCCUUGUACAGGAUUGUGGCAAAGGAGCAAAAGUAAAACAGAAAAAAGACGUAUAGGAAGUACCACACCAGGCAAGGGAAGAGUGGUGACAACCGUUCUGAUCAGCUCUUUGCACGUGUGAGUUUUGUCUUAACUCAUCUCACUUGCAUAGACUCCUGCUGCUGCAAAAGACUAGUUAUUACUGGUCAGCUAAUACCCAUGUUUUUUACAUUGCCUUGGGUUUAAUUUUGGGUUUGUGUUUUUAGUGUGUUUGUUUGUUUGUUUAAAUAGUGAGGUAAAUUGAAAUAACAGGUUCUAUUAAUAAAUGCUGGAUGUGUACAAUCCCCACACUGAGGAAACUGAGGCAAGAGGAUCACCUUGAGUUCGAGGCCAACCUGGACUCCAUAGUGAGUUCAAGGCCAGCCUGAACUAUAUAACGAGACUCUGUCCCCCAAAAAAGAUACUGAUAAGUGCCUGGAUUGAGAAGUACUUUUGUAUAUGCCACCUGGAUAACUUAUAUGAAACCACUUUCAUACCUAAGGAACUUAACUCUCCUCUCUUGAUUUUUAGCCCAAAUCCUACUUUCAGAAAACUUAUUUUCAAGAUUGUCAAUAUCUUUUCUCAGUCUUAGGCAGGAUUUAGUGAUUCCCCCAUCUCAUGGGCCAUUUGGUCUGUGUUCUGCUCAAAGCUUUGCUGGGCCUCAGGCCCGCCAAGGAAGAGGUGCCUAGGAGCAGGAUGCUGAUGCUGAUGCAGUGUCAGUCAGGGGCCCUGACUCCACCAUUUGCUUGCUUGCUCAUUUACUGUC